CCCUGCGUCCGUGCAUCGUCAUCCGUGGCUUCUUUUUCAGCGUUUUGGGGAUUUUGGGAGCGUGCAUUGCGGGCAGAUAAUGGCAACGCGGAAAACAGAUCCUACUGUCCAAGAAGCGCUGGAGUUCUGUUUCCUGCGACGGGAAGGUGAUGAGGGAGACGAGAUACCGGAGGAAGAGAGAGAGAUGUCUGUUCACAUGUUUGCUCUUGACAAGCAGCCAUCUGAGGAUUCAGAUGGGGAUUGGGAGUCAGAUGUUUCUACCCUAGUCACCAAGUGCUCACAUGGAGAGGAUAGUAGCGGUGAGGAGCAGCAUUCUCCAACUGUCCAGAGAGCUUCUGCAAGCAUGGGGGGAGGAGGAAGAGGAGGAGCCGUUGGUGCCAGUACCAGUACCAGCCCUCAAGAGAAAUGGAAUGAUGUUGACGAGCCAGACAUCACACCACCACAGCCCACCUUCAGACCCGCCCAUUCACCAGGACCACGGCUCAUAACUACAGCGACAUACACACCCCUGCAGCUUUUCCAGAUGUUUUUUACAGACUCUAUUCUACAGACCAUAACACAAAACACCAAUGAAUUCGGCUCAACUCACCAUUCAACACCCUCCACCCCAUGGAUUGAUGUAACAGUGCAAGACAUGCUGUCAUUCAUGUCUUUGAUCGUUUUCAUGGGUGUAGUAAAAUGCUCUGCACUUACUGACUACUGGCGAGGCAGUGAACUGUACAACUUCCUAUUCCCAAGAGAGGUAAUGACUGGGGAGAAGUUCCUCAGGAUCUUCGAGUCCCUUCACCUCAGCAACCUGGCGGACGAUGCUGCUAACGAGCAAAGGAGAGGCACGGCAUCCUUCGAUCGGCUCGCCAGAAUAAAGCCGCUCUACACAGAGAUAAGGGAAGCCUGCAGGAGGAACUACCAUCCUAGCCAGGAAAUAGCCAUCAACGAGAGGAUGGUUGCCUCCAAAGCCCACACUGGCACUGGCACUGACAUGAAAAGCAAGCCUGUUGGCUGGGGAUAUAAACUUUUCGUUCUGGAGGACUCCAGGAAUGGUUAUACGUGGGACUUUUUUGUCGACGAGGGGAAGUCCCACAGAAACAGCGGUAAGCGGCUCAGUUAUGAGUCUGUGAUGGAGCUUGUUGACGUAGGGAUUCUGGGCACCGGCUAUAAGCUCUUUGUGGACGACUUCUAUACAAGUCCAAUGCUUUUCCGUGAGCUCCUUCAGAAAAGCAUCUGGGCAUGUGGCCACAUCCGGCCGAACAGAAUUGGCUUCCCAAAGACCAAAGUCAACAGUCUUAGAUCAAAAUCUCCCCGCGGCAGCAUGCGGUGGAUCCGGAAGGACUCCCUCCUCUUUGUCCAGUGGCGAGACACGAGGGACGUCUUCCUAUGUUCAACGCUCCACACGGCCCAUUCAGACGACAGAGAGCAGAGGAGGGUCAGAGGUGCAGAUGGAAGCUGGCAGAUGAAGGACGUGUCAGUUCCACCAGCUGUGAAGGAGUACAACCGGUGUAUGGUUGGAGGGGACCUGUCUGACGGCCUGAUAGAUUACUACGAAGUCCUCCACAAGACGCAGAAGUGGUACAAGACCUUCUUUUACCAUUUUAUCGACAUUGCGAUUGUGAAUGCCUUCCUCCUCCACAAAGAGCUUGCAAUGGGUAAAGGAGAGACACCUCUGCACCAGAAGGCCUUCUGGGAGACCCUCGCUGAGCAGCUGGCAGAAGCAGGGUCUUCCUAUACAGCCGGACCCGUCCCACCUCCUGCUCCGCAGGGAGGACAUCACAAAUCUGUCUUUAUCAGCGGCACCGUGAAGUGCAGGCACUGCCAGGCUGAAACCCAAGUGAAAUGCUCCUCGUGUGAUGUGCCUUUGUGCUUUACCCCCACGCGUGAUUGCUACAAUGAAUGGCAUGUUGCCAAUAACCUGUAAUUGGUUAUCAUUGUAAAUUUGUGGAAAUAUGUGAAUAGUUUGUUAUGUUUACUAUGUUGUUAAAGG
Messenger RNA from Cololabis saira (Pacific saury), 1978 nucleotides. Its product is annotated as piggyBac transposable element-derived protein 4. Bases 80 to 1912 code for a protein of 610 amino acids. The transcript is spliced from 3 exons. Lineage: Eukaryota; Metazoa; Chordata; Actinopteri; Beloniformes; Belonidae. The record is from RefSeq and is a predicted model, not a curated record.